AUGUGCGGGAGAUUCAACCAGGUGUGGACGGAUGAAGCCGUACAACCUGAAGACGAAGCCGAAGAACCUGAUGACGAUUCUGAUGAAGAAGACGAAGAAUACGAUCCAACGAACGAGUCGGGAACAGAUUCUACCGCCUCUGAGGAUUUAUUAGACGAUGAUCUGAUAGAGUUCACGGCGACCGAGCGAGCAGGUUGGAUCCGACAAAGUAGAACCCGUCACGGAAAUCCGACGGACUCGACCGGUGAUCUAUCUAAUUGGAUAGUUCCGUUGAUUCCAGUGGACGCCACGACUUCGCUCGUUGCUCACGAGAGUGAGCUGUCCAGAGUUGCUGAUUUGGGGAAGAACUCUUUUUACAACAGUAAAGAAGAAUUGGUCCUUGCUGUUGGCUUCUGGAAUAUGAAGCAAGGGGCUGAGGCAAAAGUUGUACGCUCAGAUCAGGGACGCCUCUAUUACAAGUGCAAGCACUCUGAUAAGUGCAAGUUCGAUGUGCGUGCAUCUUGUCACGGCGGAGGGAUGUGGGGAGUGCAUAAGUUUAAAGAGCACUCUUGCGAAGGGGAGUUGGGCAUUUUGAAACUAAUAAAGGCACAUUCGAAUGUGGUUGCAGCUUAUGUGGAAAAAAGAAUACGCGAUGACGGAGAGGUCAUUAAGCCGAAAUCUAUUAUGUCGGAGUUGUUACGUGAAUUUGGCGUCAGAAUCAAAUAUGAUGUCGCGCUGCGUGCAAGAAAUCUCAGCUUAGAGAAGAUAUACGGUCGAAUUGAUGAUUCGUUCCUUCUUCUGCCCAAAUAUUUGUAUGCCCUAAGUCAAGCGAAUCCAGGCACCGUGAUGGAUUUGGAAGUAGACGAAAACAACCGGUUCAAACAUCUGUUUCUUGCUCUUGCGGCUUCCAUCACACCUUUCUUCUUUUCGCUUCGGCCAGUGAUUGUGGUCGACGGCACACACUUGAAGGGGAAGAACAAUGGCAUUUUGUUCGUCGCCGUGACAAAAGACGCAAACGAGCAAGUUUUUCCGUUGGCAUUUGGUGUCGGGCCGAUCGAGAAUGAUGAGUCAUGGAAGUGGUUCCUCUCAAAUGUGAGACAAACUUUUGGUCAGCCCGACAACUUACUAGUUGUCUCUGAUGCGCAUGUCUCCAUUGCUAAUGCUGUGAAGAGCGAGUUACCAAAUGCUACUCACGGUCUUUGCUACUACCACUUGCAGAACAAAAUUAAGGGCUACGGGCAAGCUGUUGUUGAGCUUUUCCGCCAGGCUGCAUACGCCUACACGGACUCAGAAUUUUCACGUGCAAUGUCGGCUAUGGCUCAAUUGAAGCCGGCGGCAUACGGGAAGUUGAUGCGCGUAGGCCCUGAGAAGUGGGCACGAUCACAAAGUCCGGUGACCCGUUAUAGUUUUCUUACAUCUAAUGCUGCCGAGGCUUUGAAUGCCCGUUUGUUGUGGGCCAGACGCCUUCCUAUAUGCUCCAUGCUGGAGGCAAUCAGGAUGGUUCUGGAGUAGUGGUUCAAUGACAGGCUUGCGUCUGCGGAAGAGAGCGAUGACCUUCUUACUCCAGAGGCAAAACAGAAGAUAAGUGCGGAGAUCUCAAAGAGUCGUCGCUACACUGCGAAGAGGACCUCCGAGAGAAAAUACAGGGUUCGUGCUGGUGAUCGUCGCUUCAUGGUUGACCUUCAAGCGAAGAGCUGUGAAUGCAAUGAAUUCGACCUGGACGGCAUGCCGUGUUCUCAUGCGAUCGCAGCCAUUACUGAGGCGAAAGAGCCAGUGGAAGAUUACGUGGAAGCUUACUACCUGCGGAGUUCACUGGUUCAAACAUACUCCGGUCCAGUAAAUCACUUGCCUCCCUUAGAGCACUGGGAAAUUCCGUUUGAAGUUGCAACUGAUAUUGUUUUGCCAAACCUUUCUCGUCGACAAGCUGGUCGACCAAGAGAAUCUAGAAUUCCUUCAGCUGGUGAGAGGCCGAC
This is a messenger RNA of Salvia miltiorrhiza (redroot sage), 1952 nucleotides long. RefSeq lists its product as uncharacterized. NCBI's taxonomy places the organism in Eukaryota, Viridiplantae, Streptophyta, Magnoliopsida, Lamiales, Lamiaceae. The record is from RefSeq and is a predicted model, not a curated record. Bases 1 to 1491 code for a protein of 496 amino acids. The transcript is spliced from 2 exons.